GCAGACUUAGCCGUGCAUUGCAGGCAUGGAGGAUUAAUCAGUGACAGGAAGCUGCGUCUCUCGGAGCGGUGACCAGCUGUGGUCAGGAGAGCCUCAGCAGGGCCAGCCCCAGGAGUCUUUCCCGAUUCUUGCUCACUGCUCACCCACCUGCUGCUGCCAUGAGGCACCUUGGGGCCUUCCUCUUCCUUCUGGGGGUCCUGGGGGCCCUCACUGAGAUGUGUGAAAUACCAGAGAUGGACAGCCAUCUGGUAGAGAAGUUGGGCCAGCACCUCUUACCUUGGAUGGACCGGCUUUCCCUGGAGCACUUGAACCCCAGCAUCUAUGUGGGCCUACGCCUCUCCAGUCUGCAGGCUGGGACCAAGGAAGACCUCUACCUGCACAGCCUCAAGCUUGGUUACCAGCAGUGCCUCCUAGGGUCUGCCUUCAGCGAGGAUGACGGUGACUGCCAGGGCAAGCCUUCCAUGGGCCAGCUGGCCCUCUACCUGCUCGCUCUCAGAGCCAACUGUGAGUUUGUCAGGGGCCACAAGGGGGACAGGCUGGUCUCACAGCUCAAAUGGUUCCUGGAGGAUGAGAAGAGAGCCAUUGGGCAUGAUCACAAGGGCCACCCCCACACUAGCUACUACCAGUAUGGCCUGGGCAUUCUGGCCCUGUGUCUCCACCAGAAGCGGGUCCAUGACAGCGUGGUGGACAAACUUCUGUAUGCUGUGGAACCUUUCCACCAGGGCCACCAUUCUGUGGACACAGCAGCCAUGGCAGGCUUGGCAUUCACCUGUCUGAAGCGCUCAAACUUCAACCCUGGUCGGAGACAACGGAUCACCAUGGCCAUCAGAACAGUGCGAGAGGAGAUCUUGAAGGCCCAGACCCCCGAGGGCCACUUUGGGAAUGUCUACAGCACCCCAUUGGCAUUACAGUUCCUCAUGACUUCCCCCAUGCGUGGGGCAGAACUGGGAACAGCAUGUCUCAAGGCGAGGGUUGCUUUGCUGGCCAGUCUGCAGGAUGGAGCCUUCCAGAAUGCUCUCAUGAUUUCCCAGCUGCUGCCCGUUCUGAACCACAAGACCUACAUUGAUCUGAUCUUCCCAGACUGUCUGGCACCACGAGUCAUGUUGGAACCAGCUGCUGAGACCAUUCCUCAGACCCAAGAGAUCAUCAGUGUCACGCUGCAGGUGCUUAGUCUCUUGCCGCCGUACAGACAGUCCAUCUCUGUUCUGGCCGGGUCCACCGUGGAAGAUGUCCUGAAGAAGGCCCAUGAGUUAGGAGGAUUCACAUAUGAAACACAGGCCUCCUUGUCAGGCCCCUACUUAACCUCCGUGAUGGGGAAAGCGGCCGGAGAAAGGGAGUUCUGGCAGCUUCUCCGAGACCCCAACACCCCACUGUUGCAAGGUAUUGCUGACUACAGACCCAAGGAUGGAGAAACCAUUGAGCUGAGGCUGGUUAGCUGGUAGCCCCUGAGCUCCCUCAUCCCAGCAGCCUCGCACACUCCCUAGGCUUCUACCCUCCCUCCUGAUGUCCCUGGAACAGGAACUCGCCUGACCCUGCUGCCACCUCCUGUGCACUUUGAGCAAUGCCCCCUGGGAUCACCCCAGCCACAAGCCCUUCGAGGGCCCUAUACCAUGGCCCACCUUGGAGCAGAGAGCCAAGCAUCUUCCCUGGGAAGUCUUUCUGGCCAAGUCUGGCCAGCCUGGCCCUGCAGGUCUCCCAUGAAGGCCACCCCAUGGUCUGAUGGGCAUGAAGCAUCUCAGACUCCUUGGCAAAAAACGGAGUCCGCAGGCCGCAGGUGUUGUGAAGACCACUCGUUCUGUGGUUGGGGUCCUGCAAGAAGGCCUCCUCAGCCCGGGGGCUAUGGCCCUGACCCCAGCUCUCCACUCUGCUGUUAGAGUGGCAGCUCCGAGCUGGUUGUGGCACAGUAGCUGGGGAGACCUCAGCAGGGCUGCUCAGUGCCUGCCUCUGACAAAAUUAAAGCAUUGAUGGCCUGUGGACCUGCUACAGUGGCCUGGUGCCUCAUACUCCUCAGGUGCAGGGGCAGGGACAAGAGAAGGGGGAAGUAACCCCAUCAGGGAGGAGUGGAGGGUGCCUGAGCCGCCAUGUGGGCAUUGGGGGAGUGAUGGGAAUGCCAGCAGUGAUGACAUUGACUACUGACUGAGCACCCACUACUAUGACUGAGCACUCACUCGCUAGAUACUAUCUUGAACUGC
Homo sapiens (human) is the source of this 2192-nucleotide messenger RNA. RefSeq names its product transcobalamin 2 (gene TCN2). The coding region runs from base 159 to 1442 and encodes 427 amino acids. Gene Ontology annotation, biological process: cobalamin transport. Lineage: Eukaryota; Metazoa; Chordata; Mammalia; Primates; Hominidae. Gene Ontology annotation, molecular function: cargo receptor ligand activity; molecular carrier activity; cobalamin binding. Gene Ontology annotation, cellular component: external side of plasma membrane; extracellular region. The record is from RefSeq and is marked reviewed. The transcript has 9 exons.